GGGCUAGAAAGGCACGCUUUGGCGUACCCAGGAAGUGGGCGGGGGUAAAGCGGCUUCCGCUUCCAUCCCUUCAGACACGAGGAUCCCGGGAGCCAAGCUAGCGGGAAAAUGAGGCCUUUGACCGAAGAAGAGACCCGGGUAAUGUUUGAGAAGAUUGCGAAAUACAUUGGAGAGAAUCUGCAGCUCCUGGUGGACAGACCCGACGGCACUUACUGUUUCCGGCUGCACAACGACCGAGUGUACUAUGUGAGUGAGAUGAUCCUGAAGCUGGCCGCCAACAUCUCCGGAGAUAAGCUCGUGUCCCUGGGGACGUGUUUUGGGAAGUUUACUAAGACCCACAAGUUCCGGUUGCACGUUACAGCGCUGGACUACCUUGCACCCUAUGCCAAGUAUAAAGUGUGGAUAAAGCCAGGAGCAGAGCAGUCCUUCCUGUAUGGAAACCACGUGCUGAAAUCCGGUCUGGGUCGAAUUACUGAAAACACAUCUCAGUACCAGGGAGUAGUGGUUUACUCCAUGGCAGACGUCCCUUUGGGUUUUGGAGUGGCUGCAAAGUCUACCCAAGACUGCAGAAAAGUGGACCCCAUGGCAAUUGUGGUGUUCCAUCAAGCAGACAUUGGGGAGUACGUACGCCAUGAAGAGACAUUGACUUAGGACGGUCAUCCCAAGAACAUUUUGUGUGUGAGCGGACUUAGCUUUGUUUCCUGUGCGCAGGCCAUCCUGUUAAGUCUGGAGAACACUGAGAGAUGAAGCUUGGAUUCGUAUCAACAGAAAUGGCUCAAAAAUAGGGUUUCUGGCCCUCUAGAGUCAAAAGCAGGUGGAUCACAAGUAUAAGGCCAGCUCAGGCUACUUGGCAAGUUCAAGGGUAGCCCGGGCUACAUAGUGAGACGUGUGAGUGUUUGUGUGAGUAAAUGGAGUGUUUCUCUCUGUAUCUGCAUCGUCUUUGUUUGGAUUAGAAGACUUGUUCUGAGUGCGUCUUCUUACUUCACUGAGGACAGCAGCAAUCUUACCGUUAUCUGUGAUAACACUGUUUGCCAAGCUCAUAAUAGCACAGUGGACAUUCUGUUUGUUAAUAUUAAAGGUAGAAACAGCCAUAUAAGGAUAGAUGGCCAUGCCUGUGGUUUUACAUAUGGAAUUUAAUAAAGUUUAAUGGGUUUAUAUUUUUUAUAUGGGUGAAUGUUUUGUUGGCAUGUAUGCAUGUGCACUGCUUAUGUGCCUGGUGCCUAAGGAAGUCAGAAGAUGGCUUCAGAUCCGGAACUCGAGUUACUGGUUGAGAGCCACCAGUAUAGGUGCCAGAAAUUAAACCCAGGUCCUCUGCAAGAAGAGCAAUGCACUUAACCACUAUCUCUCCAUCUCUCCUAAUAAAUGUCAUAUGUGCGAUUUGGCUAUUUCUUUAUGGUAAGUGGUGUAUGGUGUGGAAGAGUUGGUAUUCAACCCUUAAUUCUGCUACUUCCCAGCUGUGUGGUGUUGGACAAGUUACUCUGCUUGGAGAAGCUUCAUUUUCUUCCUUUGUUGAAAGAAAAAAAAAAACCAUGAAACUGCCUUAUGGUGGUGCACAUCUUUAAUUCCAGGACGAGGGGAGUGGGGUUGGGACAGAGGCAGAGGCCCUGUAGGUUUGAGGCCAGUCGGUCCAACUUUAAAAGACAAACCUAUAGUGGCAUAUGCCUUUAAUCCCAGCCCUUGGGAGGCAGAGGCAGAUGGAGUUUGAUGCCAGCCUGGUCUACAGAGUAAGUUCCAGGAUAGCCAGGGCUACACAGAGAAACCCUGUCUUGAAAAAAACAUUCAGAAUUGAAAAUACAACAGUUGUAUAGGAUCUGGCAAGUAGUAGAGAUACCCUGUCUCAAAACAGAAAAUUGUGUGUGUCUGAAUAUAUCCCACUUGGAUACCAGUGUCCUCAGAGGCUGGAAAACAGUUGUUGGGAACCAAACUCCAGUCCUCUGAAAGAAAAUGUUUUUAACUGCUGAGCAUCACUGUCUGUGUGGAAAUAGUUUUGUUAUUUUUUUUUUCUUAAUUGAAACAAGUUCUGACUACUUAUCUCUGCCGACAGACUUAGAAUGUGCUAUAUCACCCAGGCUGGCCUCAAAACUCAAAGAUCCAUUCAAUUCUGAAAUGCUGGGAUUAAAUGGGGGGUACUUCCAUACCAGGCUCAACCCCCCUCUCCCCCUUUUUUUGUUUUUUUGAGACAGAGUUUCUCUGUAGCCCUGGCUAUACUGGAACUCACUAUGUAGACCAGGCUGGCCUCGAACUCAGAGGUGUUUGCCUCCCAAAUGCUGAGAUGUGCCCUACCAUGCCCCAGCUUCAGAACAAUUUCCUAUUUUGUUUUUUUUGUUUUUGUUUUUGUUUUUCUCUUCGAGACAGGAUUUCUCUGUAGUCCUGGCUGUCCUGGAACUCACUCUGUAGACCAGGCUGCCUCCCAAAAAAAUCUGCCUGCCUCUGCCUCCCAAGUGCUGGGAUUAAAGGCGUGCGCCACCACUGCCCGGCAACAAUCUCUUAAUAUACUAUUUUUGUCAGUUUAGGGUACAUUUUUAAUUUUUGAGACCGGGUGUCACAUUAUGUCUAAGUUGGUCUGAAAUGCUAUAAGUGCUAUGAGGCCCAGGCUGUCUUAGCCUCUCAAGGGAUGGUAUUAUAGAUCUGUUGCAAAGUAUUUCUAACCACUGAAGGGCACUAUAGGGCCAUCAGGAUAGCUCAGUGGGCAGGCUGGUAGGGUGGAUAAGCUGUGUGCCACCAUGCCUGACACUGUCCAAUCCCUGGAACAAGGUAGAAGUUGGGGACACUGACCUUUGUAGUCCUGUACAAUUAAUUAAAAUUUUAAACUCCAAAA
This is a messenger RNA of Mastomys coucha (southern multimammate mouse), 2818 nucleotides long. It is a transcript of the gene Nip7, whose product is annotated as nucleolar pre-rRNA processing protein NIP7. Gene Ontology annotation, biological process: ribosomal large subunit biogenesis; ribosome assembly. Gene Ontology annotation, molecular function: RNA binding. The transcript is spliced from 5 exons. Bases 109 to 651 code for a protein of 180 amino acids. Gene Ontology annotation, cellular component: nucleus; nucleolus; preribosome, large subunit precursor. The record is from RefSeq and is a predicted model, not a curated record. Lineage: Eukaryota; Metazoa; Chordata; Mammalia; Rodentia; Muridae.